Messenger RNA from Saccostrea echinata, 1137 nucleotides. Its product is annotated as caveolin-3-like. Lineage: Eukaryota; Metazoa; Mollusca; Bivalvia; Ostreida; Ostreidae. Gene Ontology annotation, cellular component: caveola. The transcript is spliced from 3 exons. Gene Ontology annotation, molecular function: molecular adaptor activity. Gene Ontology annotation, biological process: caveola assembly. The record is from RefSeq and is a predicted model, not a curated record. The coding region runs from base 419 to 901 and encodes 160 amino acids.
CUAACUUCAUUAGAAUUAUUAUCAAGGUUUCUUAAUCCCUCGACAAAUAAAAAGAUCCAGGCUAGCCCAGAUUGGACAUUAUUGGAAUAAUUACUACCACGCUGACCGAUAAAGAGGGCGCGUCCUUCUGUACAAAGAACAGACAGCGGCGUUUGUCAACAAAAACAUACCCGCGCACAAAAUCACUCAUCUGUGGACGUUUAAACAGGGAAAAUAUUUAGUGAAUGGAGAAAAAAUACGUUCUUUAAACAUUGUAGGCGACUUUGUUCAAUUCAGGCACGUGUGUAAGCCAAGCUGAGGUAUUUGUGACCGCUUUAUUUGAAUUUUGAAAGGCAUCGUUGAUCGUGUGAAUUUUUUGCAAAAAAUCAUUUCUUUUUUUUAAAAAGUUAUUUUGAAUUUUGUAAAGGAAAUUUAAGCAAUGGCGGACUCUGAAACCAAAUCGUCCGAAGUGAAAUUGACCAUCACAAAUGAAAAUGUUAAAACCCGAGAUGUUACGGAGGGAGAAGAAAUUGACCUUCAUGAAAGGGAUCCCAACAACUUACAUGAAGAUCUCAAGAUCCAGUUUCACGAAAUUAUAGGCGAGCCUCAUGAAGAUGUGUUCUCUUUUGACUGUGUAUGGGUCAACAGUUAUAAGAUUUUCACAAACACCAAGAUUUGGUGCUACAGAAUCACUAGCGUCAUCUGUGCCCUCCCGGUGUCGUUUUGUUGGGGGAUCUACUUCGCCUGUUUCGCCUUCCAUAACAUAUGGAUCCUUAUGCCCUGCCUGAAAGCCUAUGGAAUGAACCUCCGUAUUCUUAGAUCCUGCUUCAACAGUAUUAUAGAGACCUUCGUCAAGCCCUGCUAUCUGGCGGCCGGUUAUAUUUUCUAUAAUAUUCGGAUAACGAAGGGGAGUGGUGACUGAGGGGUAGACGUUUGUAAAAUAGGUCAAAAUAUGUGCACAAUAUAUUGUACUGUUCAAUACUCGUUUGUUUUAAUUCUUUUGUAUAUACGAAACAGGGCACUAACACCAUCAUCUACGCAUUUUGUACACUUUUAGUGAAUUUCUUUGUAUGUUUACUGUUUUACUUAAACACAUGUAUCAUAAAGUUUAUGAUAUUACAUGUGUGAUACUGAAUUAUGCAUGGAAUAUACGUGAAA